AACACAAAACCCUUUCUCUCACAUCGGUUCGGAAACCAAAUCCCUAACUUUCUCUCUCUUCAAUGGCGUCACAGAAACUCACCGAAUACGAACGCAAACGUCUCGAGAACAUUCGGCGCAACGAUGAGAUGAUGGCCGCGCUCAAACUCCAUUCCAAAGCCACUCAACUCUCCAAUUUCAAGCGUCAAAGGGUUGGAACCAAAUCCUACACUGUGAAGCCGGAAAAGAAACAGAAAACGGAAACCCCAAUCGUCAUAAGGCGCUCCCUGCGAACGAGGGGUAUUCCACCGGAUUCCAAGGGUCUCGAUGGAGACACAGUGGGUUCCGCCGCUCCCGUUGAAACCCAACCUUCCGUUGAAAGUUCCGCUCCUAUCUCCAUGGCUGAUGCUCGUGAAAGCGCUCACUCUGAUACCGCCUUCGUUCAAUCACUCUUGGGCUUGGCCCAAAAGGAGGCCCAAGAGCUAGGUGGUGCUAAAGGUGGCGGAUUUUUAAACAAUGCUCCCCUUGGGUUGGAAUCUCUGUAUUUGGAUCCCGAGAACAUUGCGCGGGUUGUUCCUGGAAGGAUAACCAAUGUGCGGGUUUUUCCUUCCACUAGUGUCAAAAUGGUUGCGGCGGGUAACAAGUUUGGAAAUGUUGGGUUCUGGAAUGUGGGAGAAAGUGAGGUUCAUUUAUACCAUCCCCAUCGGGCUCCCAUUUCUGGGAUUUUGAUUCAACCACAUUGCUAUUCCAAGAUAUACACUAGUUGUUAUGAUGGAAUUCUUCGGCUAAUGGAUGUGGAGAAGGAGAUCUUUGAUCUGGUAUUUGAUAGUGAUGAAAGUAUAUAUAUUCUCUCUCAACCACCAAAUGAGGCAAACUGCCUGUAUUUUGGUGAGGGUUCUGGGGGUUUAACUGUUUGGGAUAACAGGAUGGGAAAACGUUCGUCCCACUGGGUUUUGCACGAGAGUAGGAUUAACACAAUAGAUUUCAAAAGUGAAAACCCUCAUAUGGUAGCUACUAGUUCCUCUGAUGGAACUGCCUGCAUCUGGGAUUUGAGAUAUACUGACGCAGAUAAACUCACAGCCUUGAGGACAUUUACCCACAAAAGAUCUGUGCAAUCUGCGUACUUCUCUCCUUCUGGAUGUAGCCUGGCAACUACAGGCCUGGACAACACAAUUCGUAUUUACAAUGGAGUUAACUUGGAGGAUGAAACUGUUAUUCAUCAUAACAAUCAAACUGGCAGAUGGCUUUCUACUUUCAGAGCGAAAUGGGGUUGGGAUGACUCGUAUCUCUUCGUUGGAAAUAUGAAAAGAGGAGUUGAUGUGGUCUCAGCAGUUGAGAGGAAAAUAGUUAUGACUCUAGAGAGCCCACACAUGUCUGCCAUUCCGUGCAGAUUUGAUACACACUCUUACGAGGUUGGGAUGCUAGUUGGAGCUACAAGUGGAGGCCAGGUUUAUGUUUGGACGUCGCGCUAGAAUGUUUUUUUUAUCUAAUAUGCACUUCUGUUGUAUGUUAUAGAAUGAAACUUCGAUAGUUGCUGAUUCCAGACUGUUUUCAUGUUAACUAUUAUCAAAUAUGCUAUUUGACUAGACAUGAUUUCAUCAACUUUGUAGUCUCUUAUGAGCAUGAUUCGUGGAUUGUUACUUGUACACUACACCUAAUAUACUAUCAGUACUUACAUG
This is a messenger RNA of Cajanus cajan (pigeon pea), 1658 nucleotides long. RefSeq lists its product as uncharacterized. Lineage: Eukaryota; Viridiplantae; Streptophyta; Magnoliopsida; Fabales; Fabaceae. The record is from RefSeq and is a predicted model, not a curated record. Gene Ontology annotation, biological process: regulation of DNA damage checkpoint. Gene Ontology annotation, molecular function: protein binding; DNA binding. Gene Ontology annotation, cellular component: nucleus.